Molecule: messenger RNA, 1899 nt
Organism: Neltuma alba
Lineage: Eukaryota; Viridiplantae; Streptophyta; Magnoliopsida; Fabales; Fabaceae
Product: LEAF RUST 10 DISEASE-RESISTANCE LOCUS RECEPTOR-LIKE PROTEIN KINASE-like 2.2
Exons: 3
Coding region: 379-1788 (469 amino acids)
Biological process (GO): protein phosphorylation
Molecular function (GO): ATP binding; protein kinase activity
Source: RefSeq, a predicted model, not a curated record
UGUGCUUAAAAAUUUCACUUCAAUGGUGGAGACAUUCAGAAAUCAGAAUACGUCACUGUCAAGUAAACAUAAGCAAAGCUCAUUCAGAAGUGGGAACGCUUGGCAGAAAAUAACACCCUCGUAGCUGCAUCUAACUUUGCUUACAUGUCAUUCUCAUAUUGAGUUUUUCAGAAACGAAGAUCAUGAGGAAAUUUCGUUCAAACGCGUUAUGGGACACAUUAUGGGCAAAGUCAACUAUUUGCUUGUUGACGAUUCUAAUCUCCCCCCUUCCUCGCGCUUUCAUAUUUCAUAGGUCAUACAACUCUUUUUCUAUGGGCUUGCUCUUUUCGAUCAUUAUUUCUCUUCACUCUGAAAUCUAUUCGAGUUUUGACAACAGAGAUGAGUUUUGUGUUUUCUCCACCGUCUUUUCAUAGUUCAUACGAUGGUUUUCAGACACAAGCCCAAACUUCGUUCGAUAAAUUCGAUGACAACUUUAAUUCUACGAUGAAAUGGGCAGUGGCUGGGUCUAUUGUUUAUCUGUUGGUGGUGAUAAUGGCCAUUAUAGCAGUAGUAUACGCCAUUGUUCAGUGCUUGAAGAAAGCAGGAUCAGUGAUUCCAGCUUACACCCAGAUUCCAAAUACAGAUAAUGACCAUAAAGCUUCAAAUUCACCUCCUUCAAACAACAAAGAAAUUGCAUUAGCAAUGCCACCAGAUUCACAAGUGGAGUUUGCAACUAUGGAAAGAUUCCUCGACAACAUCAACCAAGAGAAACCCAUCAGAUUCUCACCUGAGGAACUUGAAGAAAUCACAAAGAACUACACCACUGUUUUGGGGUCAGGUGCUUUUGGGGUGGUUUAUGAAGGUGAAUUGUCAAAUGGACAGCAAGUUGCGGUGAAAGUUCUCAACAGUUUGGAUCUUGGUACAGAAGAGCAAUUCAGGGCAGAAGUUAGCACCAUAGGAAGAACUUACCAUAUCAAUUUAGUUACGCUCUAUGGCUUUUGCUUCCACCGUGAAAAGAGAGCUCUUGUAUAUGAGUAUGUGCAAAAUGGGUCUCUCAACAAUUUAUUAUUUGGCAGUCUGAACAGAGAAGUUGAGUUUGGGAAGCUUCAUGAGAUUGCCAUUGGAACCGCAAAAGGAAUUGCUUACUUACAUGAAGAGUGUCAACAUAGGAUCAUUCAUUAUGAUAUUAAACCAGAGAACAUACUUCUUGGCUUGAACUUGGAACCAAAAGUAGCCGAUUUUGGUCUUGCAAAACUUUGCAGCAGAGAAAGCAGCCAUGUCAAUAUGACACACUUCAGAGGAACAAGAGGAUAUGCUGCACCAGAAUUGUGGAAGUGUUCUCCUGUGAAUUACAAGUGUGAUGUUUAUAGUUUUGGUAUUAUUCUCUUUGAGAUUGUGGGGAGGAGAAGGCAUUUUGAUAGUGGCUGCAGUGAAUCACAGCAAUGGCUUCCGAAAUGGACAUGGGAUAUGUUUGAGAACAAUGAAUUACCAGUGAUGCUUUCACUGUGUGGAAUUGAAGAGAGAGACCGGGAAAAAGCAAAGAGAAUGUUAAUGGUGGCCCUUUGGUGUGUUCAAUAUUUGCCUACUGAUAGACCUCUUAUGAGUAACGUGGUAAAGAUGUUAGAGGGUGACAUAGAAGUCCGUCCACCACCAUUUCCCUUUCAGAAUUUGGUGUCUUGUUUGCCACCACUGACUUCGCAGGGAACCAAUGAAGGCUUAGAUGCUUCUACUUCAUGGGUGACAGAAUCUUCUGAACAAUCUAAUUCUAAACCAGCCAACAAGAUAUUCCAUAUAGAAAAAUCUGCAUAGAUGUAUGUCACAUUGUGUAAAAUUGAAAAUUCUUUUACUUUUGUCAUUUAGUAUGACUCUGCUUUGUAAAUUUUGCAUAAGAUGAAGCCAAAUUCUUGUUUGCUAUGCUUC